AUGGGCUCUGCGUUUUGCAUUCACAAUAGCGACGACUUCCCGAGCAAGUCCCAAAUGAGCGUCGACAACCGCAAUUCUCAGGAGCCCUGGAGUGGUUGCGCAAUGAAAAUGAACUUGGUGGAUAAUUGCUCCAAAAGCCGCCUGAUUCUCAUCAUAUUACAGCACUAUUUCCUUACUGAAGGUGUGGAUCCUUCAGAGUGCAAAUGUCCUCUGUAUACAUGUAGAGAGGCAUGCCCGGACGCUGCUUCUUUGAUCAAGCAUCUAAAGGCUUGCGAUCGUUUCAAAGAAGGCAAGAUAUUGUGUCCAUCAUGCAAUCGUAUUGAGCAAUUCACAGUUGUCGACAAGGCACAUUGUUCUUGGAAAAAGGCGAACUUAUUAUCCCAAUGGCAGAAGGUUGGCCAUGGUCUUCGCAAGAUGAGCUCCUCCAUCACCGGACGAUGUUCCCGAUCCAAGUUGGGCAGCAUCUCGAGACGCAGCGCCCAUGGACUCGACCAACACGACUGCGAAAUGACGCGCCCCCCCUUGUCUCCACCAUCUCUACCAUCGCCACCAUAUGCCAAGGGGUCCUCCACCUUCGAGCUCCGCAACUCGUGUUCCGCUGAGCUGCCAGUGCCAUCUUACACGCAUGAGCUACCAGCGUCAUCUUACACGCAUGAGCUACUAGUUCCAUCUUACAGACCCGAGCUGCCAGGGUCGCUUUUCACACCUGAACUUCCAGAGUUAUGCACUCCUAACGUUGGACCAGCUACUUGCAAAGAAUCCACGCCACAACAUGGGAACUGGUCUAGUGCAGAUCUGGACUCAGAUCCGCCCCAGCUCUAUCCAUCAAACGUACCACGUCAUGUCCCCAAUACUGCUAUAAUCCCACCAAGGCCAGCUCAGGAAUCGCAAGUGACAUUGAGCUCUCCUUCGCAUGUGCAAUCACAGUCGCAAAGGUCCCCUUGGGGCACGUGGAAUCUGCACGACUUUCCGAUACAAAAUGCGACCCACAGUGCUCAUGAAUUCCCAUCCUCUAUCAACACAGUUGACCCUACCCGACAAGCCCCAUCCACCAUUUCAUCCCUGUCGACUAUGUCAGAACACACCAACGUGUCAUCUAAGUUGAACAUUUCUAAACAAACGAAUCUUCCCGAUGUACAAGCUCGCAUAAAUGGCAGGGUCCCACGAGGGCCUCUAUUUGCUGUCGAUCAAGGCUUCGCCGCUUCACCUGAGAGCCUGGAUUUCAGUAAUCAGAUGACAUUCCCAACACUUCCACAAUCGGUGAUCCAGAGACCAUUGGAGAAGACCCAACCGCGAAAUCUCUCGGCUGGGCUGCCUCAAGAUGACGUCAAUUGCGUCAUUUCUCCGGAGUCAUCCCUUCCAAGUCAAGCGGCGGCACCUUCUAGAUCCAUCGAUUUAGAUGAGUGGUGGAUAAGCCCAAGUUUGCCGCAUUGGAAAGCUUUUCAAGAAGAUGAGAACGAUGUGAUGGCUCUGCCAACUCCGGUUCGCCCAAAGCACCCACAAACUCGACAAUCCUCUGGGGACUCUAGCUCCACUCUAGUCGAUUCCAGUACGACAAGGAGUGACUCCACGGAUUCACACGAAGAUGAACUCAUGGCCAUCUUCAGACCGAUGCCCGAGAUACGACCGUUGAAGCCGUUGAGUUCAUCUCCCGGUCACAGUAUGCUUCUAGGCAUGAAUCAAGAUAUGGGGAAGUGUCCUGCGCCCGACUGUGCCUACUUCUCCACGGAGAAAGGCGACCCGCGAAAAAAUCUCGCGAAGCAUUGGAACCGUAAACAUCGCAGCGGUUCUCGUCGGCACCUCUGUUCAUGUGGGGCGAGUUACAGCCGGUUUGAUAACUUGCAGAGGCAUCAAAGACUCAAACACCCCAAUUUGGUCAUUUCUUCCAAUAUGAAGAGGCGCGGUGAGGAAUUUGAUGCGACUGACAGUGGAAUGAUUGUGACCAAACGGCCUCGGCUGAACACGCGGGGCCGGGUUGGUCUUGAGUUGGAAGCAGCUCUCAUCCCGUUUGCGGGGCGAAGUCAGGAGCGAAAUAGUACGAGCCGGCUCUCCUAA
Molecule: messenger RNA, 2055 nt
Organism: Pseudomassariella vexata
Lineage: Eukaryota; Fungi; Ascomycota; Sordariomycetes; Amphisphaeriales; Pseudomassariaceae
Exons: 2
Coding region: 1-2055 (684 amino acids)
Source: RefSeq, a predicted model, not a curated record